AUGAAACUGUCUUCCAGAACACCUCGACCUGUUGUUGUAGAACCAAUGGAACAAUUUGAUGAUGAAGAUGGGCUCCCAGAGAAGCUAAUGCAAAAAACACAACAAUAUCACAAGGAGAGAGAACAGCCUCCACGUUUUGCUCAACCCGGAACAUUUGAGUUUGAGUAUGCUUCACGGUGGAAGGCUCUUGAUGAGAUGGAAAAGCAACAGCGUGAACAGGUUGACAGGAACAUUAGAGAAGCCAAAGAGAAACUAGAGGCAGAAAUGGAAGCAGCUAGACAUGAGCAUCAGCUAAUGCUGAUGAGGCAAGAUCUCAUGCGACGUCAAGAAGAAUUGAGGCGUUUGGAAGAACUUCGAAAUCAAGAACUUCAAAAGCGCAAGCAGAUACAAUUGAGACAUGAGGAAGAACAUCGUCGUCGUGAAGAAGAGAUGCUACGCCAGAGGGAACAGGAGGAAUUACGGCGACAGCAGGAUGGAGGAUUUAAGCCAAAUUUCAUGGACAACAGAGAACAGGAAAUGAGAAUGGGUGAUAUGGGUCCUCGUGGAGCAAUAAACAUGGGAGAUGCGUUUAGCCCAGCACCUGCUGGUAACCAAGGCCCUCCUCCAAUGAUGGGUAUGAAUAUGAACAACAGAGGAACUUUACCUGGCCCUGCAAUGGGUCCUGGUCCUUCCAUGGGACCAGAAGGAGCUGCAAAUAUGGGAACACCAAUGAUGCCAGAUAAUGGAACAGUGCAUAAUGAGAGAUUCCCUCAAGGAGGUCCAUCACAGAUGGGUUCACCUCUGGUUAGUAGAACGGGCUCUGAAACUCCUCAGCCGCCAAUGAGUGGUGUAGGUGCCGUGAGUGGUGGACCUGGUGGUUUUGGUAGAGGAAACCCAGGGGGCAACUUUGAAGGACCUAACAAGCGUCGCAGAUACUAAAACUUAUUUCAUUCCUUACGGUUUAGAAAUUCCAGUAAAAAUAUACAGUGAUAUGCCUUUAUAAUUUUAGCUGUUAUCUGGAAACGGUUUUAUUGUUAUUGUAGUCUUCAAAACAGUUUCUUUUGUAAAACUUUUUUUGUAUUCAGUCAUAGGCUUUGUAGUCUAGAGCAGAAAUGAUGCAGAACAUUAUGUAGUGCAAUGUGUUUGUGACUUCAGCAAAAUACAAUGUGUGACUAUGCUGUAAAACGUGCAGUUAUCUGAUUACAAUAAAAUACAAAAAAAACUUGAAAGGA
This is a messenger RNA of Antrostomus carolinensis (chuck-will's-widow), 1211 nucleotides long. It is a transcript of the gene PSPC1, whose product is annotated as paraspeckle component 1. The record is from RefSeq and is a predicted model, not a curated record. The transcript has 7 exons. Bases 1 to 918 code for a protein of 305 amino acids. Lineage: Eukaryota; Metazoa; Chordata; Aves; Caprimulgiformes; Caprimulgidae.